UCUCUAUGGCACAUCAAAUAGCGCAUAACUCCAUUGAAAUCUUGCAACUCUUUCUCUCACCCCACGCCUCCCCUCACGGCCCACACUUCUAUUGUAGAAACAGAGGAAGAGAUAUAUACACGUAUAGAUUCAUGCAUAAACCAUGGCGUCUGAUCAACCUCUAAAAAUGAUAAGCCAGUUAUUAUUACUAUCAGUUCCUGUAUUUUCAUUCAUAUUUUCCUACUCGUUAUGGUGUUCAUCUUUAGCGGAUUCUUCCAAAGUUUACUUCACAGCAUAUCCUAUUCAACUUGUGACCCAUGCAUUGAACAAAAACUGCAUUUUUCUCCUCUGCAAUGGGCUCCUAGUUUUCCUUGCAAAAACAUCGGGUUUGGUUCAUUCUCGCGCAGGGUUCGAUCUUAAUGACCUCUUACAGAAGAAGAUUGGCGAUGGCCUGCAAACGCUAUCUCUUGAUCACGAAAAAGAAUCUUCUUCCGUAGAAACCGUGCCAACAGCGAUGGAAGCUCUGGGACAUUCGGACAAUUGUGAGGGAGAAAGCAAAGAAGAAGAUCGUAAAGAAUUAGAAGAAUCAAAAUCAGAACCAGAAGAAGAAGAAGAAGAAGAAAUUUUAAACUUAAAUGCAGAACAAGAUUACACGAAAGAAGAAGGAACUUUGGACUUGAUUGCAUUUGAAGAACAAGAUUACAAGGAAGAAGAAGAAGAUGAUGAUGAUGCAGGAUGUGAGAGCACUGAAGAGAUGAACAAGAAAUUCGAAGAUUUCAUAAGAAGGAUGAAGGAAGAAAUUACAACUACUGCUUAAGUAAAUUAUCGAAAUAAUUCAAUAUAAAAUUUAAUCACCCUGUGAUCAUGAUCUUGUCGAUGGACUAUGUUAUCUUCUUUUUCCGUUUUAUUUUUUUAAAUAUUUUCUCCUUUUUCUUAGUGGAUGAGUGACUGCAUAGAGAUGUAAAAGCUCCUUGUAUCAUUUUGGAAACAAUAUAUAUAUAUUUAUACGUUA
Molecule: messenger RNA, 991 nt
Organism: Olea europaea var. sylvestris
Lineage: Eukaryota; Viridiplantae; Streptophyta; Magnoliopsida; Lamiales; Oleaceae
Product: ribosomal biogenesis protein LAS1L-like
Exons: 1
Coding region: 143-796 (217 amino acids)
Source: RefSeq, a predicted model, not a curated record